Messenger RNA from Fraxinus pennsylvanica, 1701 nucleotides. Lineage: Eukaryota; Viridiplantae; Streptophyta; Magnoliopsida; Lamiales; Oleaceae. The record is from the annotation of a GenBank genome assembly.
AUGGGAUUGCUGGGCCUAUUGUGGCUGGUGACUAUUUUCGGAUUUAUGGAGAUUGGGAAAGCUCAGAGGAAGUCUUUUCUGAUAAGUUGUGGGACAAAUUCCAGUGUAACUGUGGAUGGGAGGAGAUGGAUUGGUGACAAAGAUCCUGGGAGCAAUGUCACCUUCAGUGCUUCUGGUAUUGAGGCCUCGACUGAGACGUUCAGUGGCGAUCCAGUUUACAAGCCACUUUAUAAAACUGCCAGGAUUUUUACCGAUAGUUUGAAUUAUACUGUUCAAGGGACACCGGGAAAUUAUUUUCUUAGGCUCCAUUUCUAUCCAUUGGCGUACAUGAAUUACAAUGCCAAUGACUCUGUCUUUGCUGUUGAGUCGAAUGGUUUAAGGUUGGUUUCUGAGUUCAAUGUUCCUGGUGAGAUUUUGAAUAAGAAUUCGAACUUUCUAGGGUCAGGAGGCAAUUCUAGCUUUACUUCGUUGGUGAAGGAGUAUUUCUUUACCAUUGAUGCCGAUGUCAUUGUUGUUGCCUUUAUUCCUUCCAAAGGGUCUUUUGGUUUUGUGAAUGCCAUAGAAAUUAUACCUGUUGAUAAUAAGCUGUUCAAUGACUCGGUGAGAAGAGUGAGUGGAAAUGGUGGCAGUAGUUCUUUGAACAUAGACAAACGAGGGGUUGAAACCAUGCAUCGAUUGAAUGUUGGGGGUUCUGCAAUUAAACCUUCACAAGAUUUGGAUUUCUGGAGGACGUGGGAAGUAGAUUCAAGUUACAUGGUCAAUCCAGAUGCCGGUUCGGAAAUCAAAAACAGAACUAACAUCACCUAUUCUUCUCCUAAUGGCACAUUCGUGGCUCCUCUCCCCGUAUAUGAAACAGCGAGGAUUUUGUCAAAUACUGAAGUCUUGGACAAGAGAUUCAACAUGUCAUGGAAAUUGGAAGUUGAUCCAGAUUUUGACUAUCUAGUCCGCUUGCAUUUCUGUGAACUUUUUUACGACAAGCCAAAUCAAAGGAUUUUCAGAAUUUACAUAAAUAAUAGAACUGCAGCAGAGAACUUCGAUAUUUUUGUUCGAGCUGGAGGAAUGAACAAGGCAUAUCACGAGGAUUACUUCGACGUGAUUUCAUCUAAAAUCAGCACCCUGUGGAUACAGCUAGGUCCUGACACGACAACAGGUUCUGCAGGAACAGAUGCUCUCUUGAAUGGGUUGGAGGUUUUUAAGCUUAGUCAGAAUGGUAAUCUUGCUUACGUACAGAAGUAUAUCAAUCUAGAAGGCAAGAAAACAUCAAAAAGUUUCCUUUGGGUGGGAAUUGGAGCAGGUAUCGCCUCUAUUGCUAUUCUUGCAGCUUUAGUUAUGCUAAUUGUCUGGUUUUGUAAGCAGAAGAACAAAGAUCACAAUGAUGAUGCGAAGAAGACUGCUCCUGGUUGGCAGCCUCUGUUCCUCCACGGAUCAAUUGCUAAUCGCGCUGCCAAAGCGACAGGAUCGACUGCGUAUCAGAAUCCUAAUGGAGCUAUCCGAUCUGGAAGGCGUUUUACAUUAGCGGAGAUAAGGGUGGCAACAAACAAUUUUGAUGAAAGCCUAGGGAUUGGAGUGGGAGGAUUUGGUAAGCUUGAGGAGGCCUGGUUGCACACCAAUGCUGAUGCUGGAGAAAAUUCGGUUUCCAGUAAUCGGGAUCUGGGACCUAAUGACGUGGGAGAAUGUGAGGUCCAGGAUGCUACAAAUUAA